Messenger RNA from Peniophora sp. CBMAI 1063, 591 nucleotides. The record is from the annotation of a GenBank genome assembly. NCBI's taxonomy places the organism in Eukaryota, Fungi, Basidiomycota, Agaricomycetes, Russulales, Peniophoraceae.
AUGAAGUCCAGAGAACAACCCCUUAUUGCCUCGAGCCCUGCUCACCACCCUGUUAUACCCAUCAUGACUUUCGACUACGAGGCCCGAUUCACCGGUUCUGGAGAUCCUCGUCGUUGUGUUAUCUCAGCCCUUGUGCCUGCCGACACCUACCUCUCUUUCGAAACCGUUUAUACGUCCGAAACAAUCACCACCGUUCGCGGCUACGAUGGACGAGAGCUAGCGAACUUCCGUUGGCUUAUGGGCAGUGCUCCCGGGCAAGGUGUUGUGUGCGGACGCCCGACUCAUAUGGCGGACCUAGCCAUCAUGCAAGGUUACCGUAAGCGGUCCCGAGCGUUUGACUCGCUCGAUACCGAAGGGGAGCGCGCUCGCUUCGUCUGGCGCCGUGUUGGUCGCGGCAAAUACGAUCUUUAUACACAGCAUGACAUCCGCAUUGGAAAGUACGUUGAAGCGAACCAGAUCCAGGAGUCCGCAGUCGGUCCAGUUUACGCUCACUUUCACUUCUCGUUCGACCACGAGGUUCUCUUCCUCGACGCGAUGCUCGCACUCUGCGUGAAUAGGUGGAUCGACGAGAUGAUUCUUCACGGCGCGUAA